This is a messenger RNA of Racocetra persica, 151 nucleotides long. NCBI's taxonomy places the organism in Eukaryota, Fungi, Glomeromycota, Glomeromycetes, Diversisporales, Gigasporaceae. The record is from the annotation of a GenBank genome assembly.
UGAUCGUACGUUUUCCUCAUAUAAUUUCAUGACAAUAAAAGCAUCAUUUGAAGAUUUAAAAUGUGAAAUUCCAAAAACUCGUGCACAAGUAAAGUAUCAAAAUCUACUGACACAUUUUUCAAUACAACCAGUAGCAAACCUUUUCUUUUAA